AAUCUUAAUAACCCAAAACAUUCCUUAAUGCCCCGCCCUCGUAAAGAAUACUUCGGUGAAUCUGACCCUUCAGAUAACGAUUCUGAAAACUCUAGUGAUAGGGAGUUUGAAAAACGCAUAAUGAUGGAUGAGCCUAAAAGAGAAGACUCUGAGCCUGCUGAAAUUCUUGACUCAGAUUACUGCUUAAACUACCCUGGCGAGUACUUCACGCACCAGAUCGACAACAUAAUCUCGCAUCGGACGAAAUACAUGCAUUCUGAAAUCACCAAUCACUUAAAGAAAGAAGAGGAGAACCAGAACUCCCAAGGCAGCAUCAACGAUGAUAUCCAGGAUAUCCUUGAAGCCAAUGAGAAGGAAAAGGAGAAAUACAAGGAAGAAGAAGUCGAAGAUGAAGUCAAGCUUGAAAAAGGCAAAAUCAAAAGGACUAAGAAGAGCAAGAAGAAGCAGGAUAGCAUAAAGGAAGCCCAACAGGAACCACAAGCAGAGAAUACAAUGAAAGAACCAGAAGAAAGGCAAGAGAAGAAUUAUGCAAAUCUUACGGAGGAUGACUUUAUCUUUUUGAUCAAGUUUGUCAAUAAGAGUCAUCAUUAUUGCAAGUGGAUGACACAGACGGAGAUCGUGAAUCAUAGUGCUGAAGGGGAGCAGAAGUUGAAGAGGUAUAAGAGUAGGAUGAUGAAACAUGGAGGACUUCUUCCAACACAAUGUGUUUAUGAUGAUGCUUUUGAUCCUUCUUACUUGCAAGUUGAAAGGAUUCUUUUUACUACAAACAUGUUCCCGGUUGUACAUCCAAGACUUGUCAAAAAGACAGAAGGAACUUGGCUUGAAGAUCUUCAAAAAGUGAUGUGCAUUCUCUUAAACUUCAGCAAAAGAACGCAUAAUAUUGGACUGCAUUUUCUUGAUAUUAACUAUAACCCUGAAAAUGAUGAAAAUAGGAAGAAAUCACCUGACUUCCUCACGUUACUCAACAGACUUUAUACAAAGAAGAUUACAACUCAAGUCCAAUUUUGGUGAGAACUUGGAGAAAUUAUUGACACAUUCUGUCAUGAUCACCAAAACGAAGGAGUGUACAUGUUCCAAGUAGCUCAUCACAUGAAGGAGCUUUCUUAUGUCUUAUACAAAGACUGGUACAAAAAGGCCUGUGAUAGGCACCAAUCUGUCAAAGAAGAGAUAGUAAAAAAAGAAGAAAUGGCUAAAACGCCUCAGAACGAAGAUGUCAAGAAUGAUGAAGAUCCUGAUGAGAAGCCACUACAAGAGUAUCCGCAUCCUGGAGAGAUGGACUUCAGUUGGCUUAGGGAUAAAAAUCACUCACAGAAGAGGACCUUGAAAGAGCACAAAAAGUAGACCAGUUAUACCUAGUGAAAUGGAGAAGUCUCUCAUAC
Messenger RNA from Moneuplotes crassus, 1379 nucleotides. NCBI's taxonomy places the organism in Eukaryota, Ciliophora, Spirotrichea, Euplotida, Euplotidae. The record is from the annotation of a GenBank genome assembly.